This is a messenger RNA of Neltuma alba, 1136 nucleotides long. RefSeq names its product pentatricopeptide repeat-containing protein At4g11690-like. Gene Ontology annotation, molecular function: protein binding. The record is from RefSeq and is a predicted model, not a curated record. NCBI's taxonomy places the organism in Eukaryota, Viridiplantae, Streptophyta, Magnoliopsida, Fabales, Fabaceae. The transcript has 2 exons. The coding region runs from base 1 to 759 and encodes 252 amino acids.
AUGAGUUCACUCCGGCGGCUUCAUUUUCCCGGUGUUCCGUCAAAAGCCAUUGCCAUUUUCGGUUCACUCUGCCAUAAGCUUCUCGCAUCGCCCUUCUAUUCUUCUCUUUCUUCCUCAGGGGAGUCCCCUCUUCAAUCCGAUUCCACAGAGCGCAUUCUCACCGAUGAGGAGCUCACAGAGAUCAACCUCCUCAUUCCUCGCCUCUGCGACUCAAACCAACUCGCCACAGCUGUUAAUCUCACCACCACCGCCCUCCUUGCGAACCCACCUCUGAAAUCCCUCUCCAUCUCCGUCUUCAUCGAUUCUCUUGCUUCCCAACCUGACAUGACCCACGCCAUGUCCCUUCUCACGCGCCUCAAGUUCACUCCACCUUCAUACCCUUAUCUUAGACCCAUCAUCAUUAUGCUUGUCACUUCGUAUUUUAACAAGUAUAAAUACAAAGAAGCCCUCAAAGUGUUCAAUUGGAUACAGAGGCCUGACUCCCCGUGCUCGCCAGAUGAGAAAAUUUAUGGGAUUUUCAUUCAUGGGUUUUGUAGAAAAGGCUUCGUUCUUGAGGGUUUGAAGGUUUUGAGGGCUAUGGUGGGGGCUAACACGGCGCCUACUUGCGAUUCGAAGGAUUGUGUAUAUCGCGGAUUGUUGAGGCAGGCUCGGAUAAAGGAGGCAAAGGAACUAAAUGACGCUUUUGGUUGUGUAGAUGUUGCGGGUCUGAAGAGGAUUUCACUUUUGUUGGAAAACAUGAUUGCUGAAUGGAAAGACUAGAACAAGUAAGCUAGACAUGGACACCAGACCUUAGACAUGAUGCAUGCACUGAUCCGACAAAAACUAGAACCUAGGGACUGGACACGUUGAAGAUAUAUGUGCAAAACCUUGUAGAGUACGAUAAAGAUGGUCUUACUUCUCAAAUUGAGGUACCAGCUCAGAGAAGGCGGCUGCUGCCAGCCGUAUACCAGGGUCUAUAAAUAACCGAAGGGUAGGUGCAGCUGUUAGAGUAGAAUAGAUCCUCUGAAGUUGAAUGCAAAAUGUGGAUGUUAUAAUGGUACUAUUGUUAACUUUGCCAGCUUCACAUAUUAUUGACCCUAGAAGAUCUGUAUCUGCCAAUAGAGUGAGUUAAUCUCAGUUUUGGGAGUCUUCGCUAA